UUCGGAUAGUCGCCAUGAUCGCAAGUCCAAGUCAAAGCAUCGAGAGAAAGAUCGAGACAAGAAGUACAAGAUUACAUAAGGACAGGGAUAAUGGAAAGGACAAGGGUAAAAAGGGCAGCAUUCUAACAGGCAAGAAGUCCCGGAAAGCAGAAUUUCUAGCUAAUAAUGGGGAAGGAUGGACAAUGGUAAUAGGAAAUGAAGCGGGUGAUCUCGAUUCUCUCGCUAGUGCACUUGGAUAUGCCUGGUUGCGCCCCAACAUGAGCGGAAAAGCGAUCACAUAUAUAACUACACCUAGGGAGGAUUUUGUCCUUAGAGCAGAGAAUUUGCACGCCCUUGGUCUCGCUGGGAUCAACCACCCUUUUGAAGAACUUUAUUGCCCUGGUGAUCCUAUUCCGUCACAAGUGUCCCAGUUUGCACUUGUGGAUCAUAAUCCAGGGUUGUUUUAG
Messenger RNA from Suillus fuscotomentosus, 446 nucleotides. RefSeq lists its product as uncharacterized. The transcript has 4 exons. The record is from RefSeq and is a predicted model, not a curated record. Bases 15 to 446 code for a protein of 143 amino acids. Lineage: Eukaryota; Fungi; Basidiomycota; Agaricomycetes; Boletales; Suillaceae.